Paraphaeosphaeria sporulosa is the source of this 1964-nucleotide messenger RNA. RefSeq lists its product as uncharacterized. The coding region runs from base 140 to 1669 and encodes 509 amino acids. Lineage: Eukaryota; Fungi; Ascomycota; Dothideomycetes; Pleosporales; Didymosphaeriaceae. The record is from RefSeq and is a predicted model, not a curated record. The transcript has a single exon.
UAAUACUCUUUCCUAAACACCUUCGCUUUUUUUUUUCUCUUCGCUUUAACUACCAGUCGUUCGCUCCAGAUCGCCUCCAGACAUCUCAGAGAACCCCUAAUACUUAAUUCGAGAAACUCACCAGCACAACUUCAUCAAGAUGCGUUCCGUUUCCAUCGCGGCUGCUGCCCUUAUUGGCGCUGCCGUCGCCAAGCCCCUCGAGCGUCGUGACGGCUACAAUGCUGGGUAUAACCCUCACCCAUACCCUACCGGCGGCUCUUCGUCUGUUCCAGCGCCAUCAUCGACCCCUGGAUAUUCCGUCCCGACUCCAUCCACCACUCCGGGCUACCAGAUCUCCAGCUCUAAGUCUGGAGGUUACUCUGUCCCGAGCAGCUCGAGCGUGAAGCCUUCAAGCUCAGCUUACCCCUCCGGAAGCAGCUCUGCCAGCUCCACUCCAUGCACUGAGUCAAGCUCUGCCUACCCUACUGGAAGCAGCUCCAAGUCUGAGCACAGCGGGUAUCCCACUCCCAGCUCCAAGUCUGAGCACAGUGGAUAUCCUACACCCAGCUCCAAGUCUGAGCACAGUGGAUAUCCUACACCCAGCUCCAAGUCUGAGCACAGUGGAUAUCCUACACCCAGCUCCAAGUCUGAGCACCACUCUUGGUAUCCGACAGGCUACGGCCACAGCUCCAAGCCGACACCCCCGGCUUACUCGACUGUUACUCCCGUCACGGACACCGUCACGAGCUACAUUACUCAGACCAAGACCAUCACGACCACUACCUACUCUUGGGUGCCUCACUCCACUCCUGUGAGCCACAACGGGUACUCGACAUUCUACUCGACCUACCUGGCCCCGACCUACUAUCCUACGGUCUACACCACCACCUACGUUACGCCCAAGCCGUCUGAAUACCCUGUUGGCCCCAAGCCAUCCGAGUGUGCUCCUCCCUCCACCGUGACCGUCUACGUCACUCCCCAGUACGAGACGAAGACCUACACUGUGACCGAGCACGGCUACCCCCAGACCAUUACCGUGACUGUUGUGCCACCCAAGCCCACCUACCACACCGAGACCUCGUACGGCCCUGCUCCGCCGCCAAGCUCUUACCCUGUCGAGGCUUCUUCGACUCACGGCCCCAAGCCUCCGGUCUCAACUCCUUACUACCCGACCGGUCCCCACGGUCACUCGUCCGUUCCCAGCGGUACCGGCUACCCAGUUAAGCCUACUUCCAGCGCUUAUCCCGUCAAGCCUUCCUCCUCCUCCAAGGGAUAUCCCAUUGGCAGUGGCAGCACUAGCUCCUACCCCGUGAAGCCGACCACCAGCUCCUACCCUGUCAAGCCCAGCUCUGCUAGCUCUUCUCCCUGCACGGAGUCGAGCACAGCUUACUCGACGGCUCCUGCUAGCUCCAGCUCCUACCCUGUGAAGCCUACCUCUUCGUCCUCUUCCAAGGGAUACGAGACCCCUUCCAGCUCCUCGACCGUCGUCUACCCUACAGAGACGCCUUCCAGCAGCAAGGGAUACGAGGUUCCGUCCAGCACCCCCGUCGCUCCCUCCAGCACCAAGGGCUACGAGGUCCCGUCCAGCAGCCCUGUUGCUCCCUCCAGCGCUCCCGGCUACGUCCACCCCUCUUCCUCUGAGGCCGGCUAUGCCGUCCCCACCCCUGCCACUGGCUACAAGACCUACUAAGCCAUAAAAUCACACAUUGGCGCUCUGGAAACCAUUGCCCGCAUCGGGCCCCACAUUCCCUUUGUUCACGACUUUCCUUGAUUUCAGCGCUUCGCAGGCACUCUUCUUUAGCAUAGCCGCGGCGUCACGAUUCUUAGACUAGUGAUUAUUUAUUGUAAUUCUCCGGCUUGACGCGUUUGGUAUCUGAUCCUUGAGAUUUUGUUCUGGGCAAAGAUGGACACGAGGAGGAUUGGUGAUGAUUGAAGGGCCAUAGCUAGCAUUAUUAGUGGAAUUGACUCCUCCUUUGCACAUUCCU